UUCUCACCCUCCUCCACCUUCAAUUGAAUCAUCAUCAUCAUCAAUAUGCAUUAUUAUGCUCAUACGACGUUAUCGUUUCCUCCUCCUCAUCUUUAUUCGUCAUUUUCUUUUCAUCAUCAUCAUCAUUGAUUUACUCGCUAUUCAUCUUACUAUACAAAAAUACUAACUAAAUAAACCGAAAAAAAUUCGUGAAAUUGUAAGCAAAAAAAAAAAAAAAAAGACAAACAACAACGACGAAACAAAACUGUCGCUGUUAAAGAAGAAGAUUGUAUCAAACAAACAAACAAAAAAAUUUAAACAUUUUACACACACCCUGUGAAUCCCGUGAUUAUCAUUAUCAUCAUCAUCAUCAUCAUUAAUUGUUUAUAGACUGGUGCACCAAAAAAAAACAAUUGAAUCGAUUGGUUUUUUAACAAAAGCAACUGCGAUUUACACACAUUUCUCUUCUGAUUGAGUCAUUUUUUUUUGUUAAUUUAGAAUCGAACGUUUUUUUCUCUCCCUGGAUUCGGUUGUCGUUGAUAAUAAAGAUAUAUUUGGACACGAACGAUAUAACGGUGAUAAAUUAAUUGCUGUCGUUUUUUUUGUGUUUUGUUUUCAUCAUUUGAACGAAAAAAGAUCACCAUAAUGAACACUGUUAAUGAUAAAAUAUCUGUAAAAAAUUUUAAUGAUUUUUUCGAAAACGAUCAAACAUCUCGUGCUUUUAGCCGAUUAGCUGAAAGAAAAUUGAAAAAAUUUGAAAAAGUUGCACCAAAAUUUUAUAAAUACAAUAGGGAUGAAUUGUUGGCCUUAUCGCAGCAUCCAACAUCAAAAAUGACAAAAACAGAAUUCCAUGCUCGAUUGAAAAAUCCCGAAUUAGAUGAAGAAAUUAUUCUAUCGUUUCAGAAAAAGGAUCGUCAUAAUAAUGAUUUGAUUGAUUUUUUAAUGGAUAAUAAUCGAUCCACUGGUGGAUCAACGUCUAAUCGUUCGUCAUAUAAUAACAAUAAUAAUCAUUCAUCAGGAAUGAGCAAUACAAAUAAUAAUAUCAGUAGCAAUAAUAAUGAAAAUGCGAUAAAAACCUAUCAUCGUUAUAGUAAAUAUAAUAAUCAUUCAUCUGGUGGACAACAGCAACAAAGUUGGCGUACCGCCGAUCGCUUUAGUCCAAAUUUUCGUAAAAUGAUUCGUGAUGGUGGUGGUAGUGGCAAUCAUCGCACUGGUGGUGGUCGACGUAAUGAUGGUUCAUCAUCACAUCAUCAUCAUCAUAGAAAUCAUCGUUAUGAUAAUGGACGUAUGAAUGAUAAUUAUAAUUCAAAAAAUGAACCAGAACCAGAAUGGUUUUCUGAUGGACCAAAAUCAAUGACAGAUUUUAUCGAUCUCAAAGGUUUUGAUGACGAUGAUGAUGAUGAUUAUAAUGGUGAUGAUGGGGAUUUAAUCGAAGAAGAAAAUGAUGAGGAAUUGAUGAUAAAAUCAUUGGAUGAAAAAACUCAUAAAGGUGAAUCAUCAUCGUCAUCAUUUUUAUUUAGUGAUAUUUCAAAAGAUGAUUUUAGUUCGUUACUCGAUUCAUCGGAUAUAUCGAUAUUGGAUAAUGAUCUGUCACAGAUUUUCGGCAUGAAUUCUAGCCGUUCAGCACGAUGGUUUAAAAGUAAAAUGGCCAACAAUAGUCGUGAUGGUAAUGAUGAUGAUCGGAAUAAUGAACGAAAAUUAUCAUCAACAUCAUCAUCAUCGACUAUCGCUAUGAAUGAUUCAAAUAUUUCAUUAAUGGAUUUAUUUCAAAUGAAAAAUAUCGAUAUCAUUCAAUUACAGCAAACAUUACCACAAAUGCCAACUAAUCAAAUCCAAUUGUCUAAAGCUGUUAAUGUAAGUGAAUUGGAAGCAUCGUUGUUGAAUAGUAAUAAUACUACAGGUUCAUCGUCAUCAUCAUCAUCAUCAUCAUCAUCGAUACAAACACCAAAACCAAUGAAAAAUGAAUUAUCAGCUGAAGAUUUAGCCAUUAUGUCAAAGUUGAAAUUUUUAGCUACACCACAAUCACCACCGACAACAACCACAAUGCCAUCUCAAACACCAACAAAUUUGCCUAUUAUGAUUGAUGAUGAAAAUAACAAGUCAUUAUCAUCAUCAUUUGAUUCAACAUCAUUACAUGCAAUGUUUGAUAAAUCAUUUCGUCAUAAUUCACCAACAAUUGUUGCCGAAAAUCAAUCAUCGGCCACAAACAAUCAACUGAAUCAUGAAAUUUCAGAAUUGGAUAUACUAAAACGAAGAUCGUUGCAGCCACAGCCACAACAACAACCACCACCGCCACCGAUGCAUCAUCCAUCAUUGGAUGGUUUUCCAUUUGUUAUGCCUCCUCCUCUUAAUCAUUCGACCGGUGUACGUCCUUUAUUUUCCGUUGGACAUCCAGCUUUACAUCCCGCAUCCGCUACAAUGCCUUUAAAUCAAUUGAAUCCAAUGGCGCCAAUGAAUCGAAUGCAAUUUCCUACACAUCCUCAAACACCAUUCAUGAUGGGCGGUUUUCCACGUAUGAUGAUACAUCCAUCAUUGAGGGCACCAGGUGCUGGAGUUGCUGUUGAAAAACAUUUUAUGAAUCUUGAUCAUCAUGGACAACCACAACAUUCAAAUCCAGCGGCAUCAAACCUAUUUCGAAUCAUUCCUACACCACAUGGUCAUACUACUAAUAUUCGAAAUCCACCAAUGAAUCUUCAUGCUAUGAUGUUGAAUAAUGAAUCACGACCAGAUGUUAAUCAAUGCGAAGAUAAUAAUUCAAUGACGCAUAAAAUGCUCAAAAAUUCAAAAUUUACACCAACAUCAGUGUUUCGAAAACUCAAAGAUCAUGAAAAUCAAGCUAAUAAAGCUAAAACAAAUUUGCAGCAAAAAAUUUCAACAACCGAACCAGGUAUUGGGGGUAGCAUUCAAUCACAGCAACAACAACAAAAAUCAUCUCAUUCAAUUAAUAAUAGUGAUAAUAAUACACCAAAAAAUCUAAGUGAAAUGACAAAUCUAUUGAUGCAACAAUUGAACAUUACAAAUAAUUCAUCGAUCAAACAACAAUCAUCAGAAAUGCCCAGUUCAAAAUCGUCAUCAUCAUCAGGUACAAUAGUGAAUCCAAAUGAUAUAUUCAAUGUAUUUAAAGUGUCAAAUCCUGUUAAUAAUAAUCAUCAUCAUCAUCAUCCGAUGACCAACGAUAAUCAUCUUAUGAACAUUGGAAAUAAUAAUACAAAUAAUCCAAAUGGCAAUCGAAUAGAAUUACCACCAUUACCAUUACAAAAUGCUUUGACACUUGAAGAUUUAGAAAAAUUGUAAAUUUAGAUUGAUUAUGAUGAUGAUAAUUUUUUAUCAUUUAUGUUGUGUGUAUAAAUGUAACUUAUGAAUCGUUUUUUUUUCUCAAAUUAAAUCAUCACAUCACUCGAAAACACACAGAAAA
Dermatophagoides farinae (American house dust mite) is the source of this 3394-nucleotide messenger RNA. RefSeq lists its product as uncharacterized. NCBI's taxonomy places the organism in Eukaryota, Metazoa, Arthropoda, Arachnida, Sarcoptiformes, Pyroglyphidae. The record is from RefSeq and is a predicted model, not a curated record. Gene Ontology annotation, biological process: nuclear-transcribed mRNA catabolic process, non-stop decay; ribosome disassembly; nonfunctional rRNA decay. Gene Ontology annotation, cellular component: cytoplasm.